AUGAAAUGGCUUGUGUUUUUUUCAAUCCUGGGACUGGCUGCGUCGCUCCCGGCCGGCACCGAUGUGGGUGAUAAGAUCGUUGGGGGGCACCUCUGCCCGGAGCCGUCUGUUCCCUACCAAGUGUCCCUGAAUGCCGGGUACCAUUUCUGUGGGGGGUCCCUGAUCAGCACCCUAUGGGUGGUCUCUGCCACUCACUGCUACAAGGCGCGCAUGAAAGUGAUUCUCGGGGAGCACAAUAUUAGGGUUCUGGAGGGGCCGGAACAAUUCAUCCAAUCGGCUAAAGUCCUGCCCCACCCUCAGUACGACCCGCGUCUCCUAGACAACGACAUCAUGUUGGUCCGACUCGCCAAACCUGCCAGGAUCAACAGUCGGGUUCAGCCCGUCAGUCUCCCCACCCACUGCACCCCCGUGGGCACCGACUGCCUUGUCUCCGGCUGGGGCAAAACCCUGAGCAAUGGGGUUAAUUACCCCGACCUCCUGCAGUGCCUUAUUGCCCCCAUAUUGAGUGACCGAGAGUGUCAGGGUUCGUACCCAGGGCAAAUCACAGAGAAUAUGGUCUGUGCAGGAUAUCUGGAGGGGGGCAAGGAUGCCUGUCAGGGAGACUCGGGGGGCCCCCUGGUGUGUAACGGGGAGCUGCAGGGAGUCGUAUCGUGGGGUGAGGGCUGUGCCCAUGCAGGGUACCCGGGAGUCUAUACCAAGGUGUGUAACUAUGGGGCAUGGAUUGGGCACAACAUGGGCACUUACUGAAUAUGGAAAAA
This is a messenger RNA of Xenopus tropicalis (tropical clawed frog), 758 nucleotides long. RefSeq names its product trypsin-like. The transcript has 5 exons. Gene Ontology annotation, cellular component: extracellular region. Bases 1 to 747 code for a protein of 248 amino acids. NCBI's taxonomy places the organism in Eukaryota, Metazoa, Chordata, Amphibia, Anura, Pipidae. Gene Ontology annotation, biological process: proteolysis. The record is from RefSeq and is a predicted model, not a curated record. Gene Ontology annotation, molecular function: peptidase activity; serine-type endopeptidase activity; hydrolase activity.